Molecule: messenger RNA, 1515 nt
Organism: Closterium sp. Yama58-4
Lineage: Eukaryota; Viridiplantae; Streptophyta; Zygnematophyceae; Desmidiales; Closteriaceae
Source: the annotation of a GenBank genome assembly
AUGGCGACAUCGCGGCUGGCUCGCGACGUCGUCGCCUGCGCGGCACGUCGUUUCUCUGUCCUCACUGCCUUCUCGCCAUGUCGCCACCUCACAUCCGCCUCCCCGACUCGCCGGAACCCAUCCUCCACAGCCUCUCGCCUCCCCUCCAAACUCGCCUCCCCGCCAAACUCGCCUCCCCGCUACUCCGUGUCCUGGCCGUGCGACCUCCGGUGCCGCCUCGCCUUCUCAUCAGCGCAUCGCCGCCAGAUUGCCGCCACAUCGCUGCCUCGCCGCGAUAGGAGCCUUCUCAUCGCCGUUACAUCGCCGCCUCGCCGCCUCGCCGUCUCGCCGACUCGCCACAUCGCCGCCUCCCACAUUCGCCGCCUCGCCAAAUCGCCGCCUCGCCGCCUCGCCACAUCGCCAUUCCCCUCCUUUCGUCCCCUGAUUCCCCUCCAUUUCCCCCCUGCUUCCCCUCCUUUCCCCCCCUACUUCCCCUACUUUCCCCCCUGCUUCCCCUCCUUCCCCCCCCCUCUCCUUCCACCCCCCCCCCCUUCCCCCCCUGCUUCCCCCUGCCCUCUCUACCCCUUGCCCUCCCCUCUCCUCCAUGUCUUUCCCUCUAUCCCCUGUCCUCCCUUCUCCCUCUGUCCUCCUCUCUACCCGCUGCCCUCCCUUCUCCCCCCUGUCCUCCUCUCUACAUCCUUCAUUGUUCCAUGCCUCCAUCCCUCCUCCGUUCAUCCCUGCUUCCCACCGUUUGAGGCUCGCUUCGUCCCUUCCUUUUCUCAUCCCUUCCUCCCUUCUCUCAUCCCUUCCUCCCCUCUCUCAUCCCUUCCUCCCUUCUCUCAUCCCUUCCUCCCUUCUCUCAUCCCUUCCUCCCUUCUCUCAUCCCUUCCUCCCUUCUCUCAUCCCUUCCUCCCUUCUCUCAUCCCUUCCUCCCCUCUCUCAUCCCUUUCUACCUUCUCUCAUCCCUUCCUCCCUUCUCUCAUCCCUUCCUCCCUUCUCUCAUCCCUUCCUCCCUUCUCUCAUCCCUUCCUCCCUUCUCUCAUCCCUUCCUCCCUUCUCUCAUCCCUUCCUCCCUUCUCUCAUCCCUUCCUCCCUUCUCUCAUCCCUUCCUCCCUUCUCUCAUCCCUUCCUCCCUUCUCUCAUCCCUUCCUCCCUUCUCUCAUCCCUUCCUCCCUUCUCCCAGUGCGUGACACUGUCUUACCUGGAGGGCGCACGGCAGCUGGUGCCUGCUGCAGGGGCGCCGCUGUGCAGUACCCUUUGAACCUCACAGUGGGCAACCUCUGCUACUUCAUGGCUGCGCCAGCCCGCAGCUACCAGGUUCUGCUUGCCACCUCAGCAAGUCAGGCACUUGUCUCAUACUCCAUUGCCGCUGGAUGCAGUGUUGCGUUCAUCGCACCCUGUCUCUUGUUUUGCUGCCCAUCUGACUGCUUGUGCCUCCCCUUAUCGUGCUCUGUCUGCCUCUGCACAUGUGCGUUCCCUCCCUUCCCUGUUUCUAAUUUCCCUGCCCAGUCCUUCCCACCUUCCCUCUCAUUGUGA